Molecule: messenger RNA, 3013 nt
Organism: Mixia osmundae IAM 14324
Lineage: Eukaryota; Fungi; Basidiomycota; Mixiomycetes; Mixiales; Mixiaceae
Exons: 5
Coding region: 107-3004 (965 amino acids)
Biological process (GO): protein targeting to vacuole; vesicle-mediated transport; macroautophagy
Cellular component (GO): HOPS complex; late endosome
Molecular function (GO): protein binding
Source: RefSeq, a predicted model, not a curated record
CUCGAGAGCCGCACCGAGCUCAGCCAGCGGAUGUCGUGGCGAGCAUGCGGACCGGAGCUGCACAGUCUGCGCUCUGCCCACGAGCCUCUCUACAGCUAGCGUCACUAUGACAUCGCCUGCGCCGUCUAUCAGCUCGAUUGCCGAGCCAGAUGUUGUGAGCAAUGGCACCGAACAAUCAGCCCAAGCGACGCCCAAUGGCACUCCCAAUGGAGCUGAGGACAAAGUUCAAGGCUCAUCCGAGCCUGAUGACUCGCACGAGGAAGAAGAGGAUGAGGAGCCGACGCUCAAAUAUGCGAAAUGGCCCUUGGAGAUCCCGAACAAGGACAGCGCAUCUGCUUUGGCAGUAUGUGAGGCCUUUGUCGCUGUGGGCACGCAUGCCGGACUGCUCCUCUUGCUCGAUCCUGUCUCCUCAAAAACCAUCAAAAGGCUCAGACCACACACGGCAACGAUAUAUUCGAUCUCGAUCGAUUACCCCAAGCAUGAGUAUAUAGCCACCUCGAGCGUUGACGGCAAAGUGUCAAUCUUGUCAUUGGCGCAGUCAAAUGAUGUCAGUCAGUUUGAUCUCAAGCGGCCUGUGAGAGCCGUGGCGCUCGAGCCCAACUACUCGCAGCGAAAGACGCGUCAAUUCGUCUCGGGUGGCAUGGCGGGUUUGCUCACAAUGCACGAGAAAGGCUGGCUAGGAAGCAAAGAGGUCGUCAUCCACUCUGGCGAAGGCGCGAUCCUUGCGAUACAAUGGCGAGGCACGUUGAUAGCUUGGGCAAAUGAGCAAGGUGUCCGAAUAUGGGACACGCACUCGCAAGAGAUGGUCACCUUGCUGCCUCGGUCUGCUGGUGCACCCCGACCAGACCUCUUCAAGUGCACGCUGCAAUUUGUCGGCGAUGAUACGCUGCUGAUAGCGUGGGCUGAUCUCAUCAAAGUCGUCUCCGUCAGAGAACGCGCAAGACCGAUUUCGAAGCGACAGUCUGGCCAGCAUGAGCAUGCUCAUCUACAAGUCAAGACAGAGCAAGUUUUUCAAGUCGACUGCAUGAUCUCUGGUAUCGUGCCAUACCUGCAGGACUAUAUCAUUCUGGCCUAUCUUACCCCAGACAAUGCAUACUCUGACGAGGCCGUCGAAGACCGAGAUCUGCAACGCCGCGUCGCCGCGCAAAGGCCAGAAUUACGCAUCAUCAACGCAGCUGGCGAGGAGCUUUCCGCAGAUGCGCUCAGCCUGACGACUUUUCAGCGCUACUCAUGUAACGAUUACAGCUUGGUUGUCCAUCCCUCGCAGAACCGCUUCUACACGGUCUCGCCGCAAGAUCUCAUCGUUGCCGAGCCAAGGGACGCUUCAGAUCACAUUGUCUGGCUGCUCGAUCAUUCACGCUACGAAGAAGCUCUUCGAGCGCUCGAACAAUCAGGCGUCGAGCUCGAGGCCUUUGAUGCCACAGAAAUCGGCAAAAAGUACCUCGAUCAUCUCAUCGCAGAGCAAGAUUACGCCAAAGCGGCAGAAGCGUGUCCAGCAGUGCUUGGCGUCAAUGCGAAAGCUUGGGAAGACUGGAUCUUCCUCUUUGUCGAUCGCGGUCAUCUUGAGACGAUCUUGCCAUUUGUACCCACACACGAUCCUCGGCUUAGUCGGACUGUCUACGAGCUCAUCUUAGGCCAGUACAUGCGCAAAAAUCCAGCGACACUGCUUAAACUGCUCAAAAAAUGGCCGCAUGAUAUCUACAAUGUCGAGACUGUUAGUCUAGCAGUCCAAAGUCGCAUCGACAAAGCUCCCUCGGCGCCCAUUCUGAUGGAAUGCCUGGUAGAACUUUAUUUGAUGAACCGCCAAUUCGCUAAAGCAGUACCGCUCUUCUUGAGGUUAAGGCGGCCGGGCGUCUUUGAUCUCAUCAAGGACCACAAUCUGUUCGCUGCAGUACAAGAUCAAGCCAUGCACUUGGUAGAAUUCGACAAGGACACAAUCAAACGUAAGAACAUCGACGAGCAAUCGACAGUCCGUCAAGAUGUAGCAGGCUCUCCUCUUGCGCAAUCUCGACACGGUGCAGCGAUCGAGCUUCUGGUCGAUCAUACUCACUCGAUACCUAUCAACCGCGUCGUCACACAACUCAUGCCUCGACGUGACUUUCUGUACAUGUAUCUCGACGCACUGUUCGACAGGGAUUCCCAGCAGACAUUCGCCUACAGCGAUCUGCAAGUCGAGCUUUACUCGGAACAUGACGUGCCCAAACUGCUCGACUUCUUACGUGCGAGCAAUGACUACAGUCUCGAAAAAGCAUAUCAGAUCUGUUCGGACAAAGAUCUCGUGUCUGAGAUGGUCUUCUUGCUCGGCCGGAUGGGCAACAACAAGCAAGCACUCAAUGUGAUCAUUCAGCGAUUGGGCGACGUCAAUCGCGCUAUACAAUUCGCAAAGGACCAAAAUGAUCACGAUCUGUGGGAAGACCUUUUGCACUAUGCCGAGUCUCGACCUAUGUUUAUUCGAGCUCUGCUUGAAAAUGUAGGCGGCGAAAUUGACCCGCUACGCUUGAUCAAGCGGAUCAAUAAGGGCCUCGAAGUGCCCGGACUGAAGCCAUCGAUCAUCAAAGUGAUGCAAGACUACAAUUUGCAGAUCUCGCUACGUCAUAGCUGCAAAGAUAUUAUCUUCAGCGACGCGCGGACCUUGGCACUCGAGCUUGGUCGCGCACAGACGCGCGCCUUUUCUAUCGAGCCGGCCGGCUCGCUCGAGCCCAGUCUGUGCCACAAAUGCGGACUGACGCUCAUUCCGGCCAGUCUCUCUGCUAGUACGAUAGACGAACCAGCAGACAAGACUGUGGCCGUACUUCUGUUCUGUCGGCACGUUUAUCAUCUCGGAUGUCUCGUCGAAGGAUCAUUGCCGGACAGACUGCCACUUGGCGCUCAGAUCGUUCGAGUCGGACCGAGGACGGGUCGGGCUGCGAGAGCGGACAUGAACGCACGAUUGAGGUUCCAAGCGUCUCUUGCUGGACCGCUCGAGGAAAGCAUACAUCAUUGUUGUACGGAAGGUGCAACGUGACGAAGACGA